AUGGUCAAGUCGACACCAAUUCAACGAUUCGAGUUCGCCGAGAAAAUUUGUAAUCGAGAUCUUCGUGGUUACGUUUUGUAUUCGACGGAGAGUGCAUGGAUUUGGGUUGGGGAGAGUAAAAUCGAGUCGAUCGGCCUCGCCCAUUUUCCAAACUUCACAAUGCUCGUUGAUGGAGAGAACACGCAACGAGAAUUCAUCAAAUCGAUCACGCUCCGACUCACGAAAACUUCAAGAUUCACACAGGUAUUCUUCACGACGGACAUCGAAUGUGAGGAGGGAAUGUUCUGGAAAGUGCUAAACGAUAAUAUGCUGGAGAAACUAAAUGCUCUUCAUUCCAAUCAAUAG
Caenorhabditis remanei is the source of this 345-nucleotide messenger RNA. RefSeq lists its product as uncharacterized. The record is from RefSeq and is a predicted model, not a curated record. Bases 1 to 345 code for a protein of 114 amino acids. The transcript is spliced from 3 exons. NCBI's taxonomy places the organism in Eukaryota, Metazoa, Nematoda, Chromadorea, Rhabditida, Rhabditidae.